Molecule: messenger RNA, 216 nt
Organism: Williopsis jadinii
Lineage: Eukaryota; Fungi; Ascomycota; Saccharomycetes; Phaffomycetales; Wickerhamomycetaceae
Gene: QCR6
Product: ubiquinol--cytochrome-c reductase subunit 6
Biological process (GO): mitochondrial electron transport, ubiquinol to cytochrome c
Source: RefSeq, a predicted model, not a curated record
GACCCAUUGGACAAGCUGAGAGACGAGUGUGCCACUCUUCCAGCUAUCAAGCCAUACGUCCAUCACUAUGCCGAGUGUGUUGAGAGAGUGACAAAGGCUCAGGAGUCUGAUGACUACGACCAACUCGAGUACAAGGAGGACUGUGUUGAGGAGUUCUUCCACUUGCAACACCACAUUAACGACUGUGUUCAACCAAGACUCUUUGCAAAGUUGAAA